AUGGAGGAUCGACCCGACGUCGGCGCGUCAGCGGUCGAGCGCGCGGCGUGGGCGGGUGCGGAGGCCGUGGGGCGGGCGAUGGAGCUCACUGGGGGUGGAACUAAACCCGUCAUCGCCGGUGGCGCGCGUCCGAGCGACCGUAAGGAGGCUAUCGAAGCGAUAAGGGAGGAUUACGAUGAAAACUACUUCGUGAGUGGCGCCGGAAAGAUGCGAGCGUACGACGAUCAGUGCGAGUUCGCCGAUCCAUUUGCGUCGUUUCGAGGCGUAGAGCGUUUCAAACGAAAUGUGAGUAAUCUGGGAGGGUUGAUGCGGGACGUGGAUCUGAAGAUCACGUCCUUCGAGGAGACGAAGGAUGGGUUGCAGACGGAGUGGAAGUUUAGUUGCGUUCUCGAUCUUCCCUGGAGACCCCUGCUCGCGGCGAGCGGAGGGACCACGCACACGCUCAACGAUGAUCAUCUCGUCGUCAGACACUACGAGCGAUGGGACGUCGAGCCCGGUAAGGUUUUAAAGGCGUUGCUCAGACCGGCGUCGAAGAUACCGGAGAAUCAAGCGGAGGUGUUCAUGGCAUCGCUCACGAGCGGAGACGUCAUCGGAGCGUUGGGUGCCUCCGCGGGUGUUUUAUUGACCGUCUCCGCACCGAUUUGGGUGACCUCGGCGCUUCUUCGAGCCGUUACGCACACCGAGGCCACGGGACUGGAGUCCGCCUUUGGUGGUUUGUUCGUCUUGGCGUGCGCGGGGCAGAUCGCAAAAUUUCUCCGAGGAAUCGGGAUUAGCUAA
Molecule: messenger RNA, 777 nt
Organism: Ostreococcus tauri
Lineage: Eukaryota; Viridiplantae; Chlorophyta; Mamiellophyceae; Mamiellales; Bathycoccaceae
Product: Protein of unknown function DUF2358
Exons: 1
Coding region: 1-777 (258 amino acids)
Source: RefSeq, a predicted model, not a curated record